Pteropus alecto (black flying fox) is the source of this 3323-nucleotide messenger RNA. It is a transcript of the gene SNX9, whose product is annotated as sorting nexin 9. Gene Ontology annotation, molecular function: phosphatidylinositol binding; protein binding. Lineage: Eukaryota; Metazoa; Chordata; Mammalia; Chiroptera; Pteropodidae. The transcript has 17 exons. The record is from RefSeq and is a predicted model, not a curated record. Gene Ontology annotation, cellular component: cytoplasmic vesicle; plasma membrane. Gene Ontology annotation, biological process: endosomal transport; mitotic cytokinesis; intracellular protein transport. The coding region runs from base 4 to 1767 and encodes 587 amino acids.
GUUAUGUAUUAUUUUGCUUCUGAACCUGGAAAUAACGAACUGACGGUUAAUGAAGGAGAAAUCAUCACAAUUACAAAUCUGGAUGUUGGCGGAGGAUGGCUGGAAGGAAAGAACAGCAGAGGAGAACGAGGUCUUGUUCCCACAGACUAUGUUGAAAUUUUGCCCAAUGAUGCAAAAGAUUCAUUUUCUUGUGGAAAUUCCGUGGCUGACCAAGCCUUCCUCGAUUCCCUCUCAGCAAGUACAGCUCAAGCCAAUGCGUCAGCUGCCAACAGUAACAACCAGGUCAGCAGUGGCAAUGACCCCUGGUCAGCCUGGAGUGCCUCCAAAUCUGGAAACUGGGACAGCACGGAUGGCUGGGGAGCCAAGCCAGAGGGAGCUGCAGCCCAGAGAAACACUUCCAAUAACUGGGACACUGCCUUUGGUCAUCCCCAGGCCUACCAAGGACCAGCAACUGGUGAUGACGACGACUGGGAUGAAGACUGGGAUGACCCCAAGUCGUCUUCCCCCUACUUUAAGGACUCAGAGUCAGCCGAGGCAGGCGGUGCUGCGCGUGGGAACAGCCGUGCUGGUUCCUCGUCCAUGAAGCUGCCACUUAACAAGUUUCCUGGAUUUGCAAAACCUGGGAUGGAACAGUAUUUGUUGGCCAAGCAACUAGCAAAACCCAAAGAGAAAAUUCCUAUCAUUGUUGGAGAUUAUGGCCCGAUGUGGGUUUAUCCUACCUCUACAUUUGACUGUGUGGUAGCAGAUCCCAGGAAAGGCUCCAAAAUGUAUGGGCUGAAGAGCUACAUUGAAUAUCAGUUAACACCUACUAACACUAAUCGAUCUGUAAACCACAGGUAUAAACACUUUGACUGGUUAUAUGAGCGUCUUCUGGUUAAGUUUGGGUCAGCCAUUCCAAUCCCUUCUCUUCCAGAUAAGCAAGUCACAGGUCGCUUUGAAGAAGAAUUUAUCAAAAUGCGCAUGGAGAGACUUCAGGCGUGGAUGACCAGGAUGUGUCGUCAUCCAGUAAUUGCAGAAAGUGAGGUUUUCCAGCAAUUUCUAAAUUUCCGGGAUGAAAAGGAGUGGAAAACUGGGAAGAGGAAGGCCGAGAAGGAUGAGCUGGUGGGAGUUAUGAUAUUUUCCACCAUGGAACCAGAGGCACCUGACUUGGACUUAAUAGAGAUAGAACAGAAGUGCGAAGCUGUCGGGAAAUUCACCAGAGCCAUGGACGACGGCGUGAAGGAGCUGCUGACCGUGGGCCAGGAGCACUGGAAGCGGUGCACAGGGCCAUUACCCAAGGAAUAUCAGAAGAUCGGAAAGGCCUUGCAGAGUUUAGCAACAGUGUUCAGUUCUAGUGGUUACCAAGGUGAAACAGAUCUCAACGAUGCAAUAACAGAAGCAGGAAAGACUUAUGAAGAAAUUGCCAGUCUUGUGGCAGAACAGCCAAAGAAAGAUCUGCAUUUUCUGAUGGAGUGUAAUCAUGAAUACAAAGGUUUCCUGGGCUGCUUCCCUGACAUUAUUGGCGCUCACAAGGGAGCAAUAGAAAAAGUGAAAGAAAGUGAUAAACUGGUUGCAACUAGUAAAAUCACCCCACAGGACAAACAGAACAUGGUGAAACGUGUCGGCACAAUGUCUUAUGCAUUACAAGCUGAGAUGAAUCACUUCCAUAGUAACCGCAUCUAUGACUACAACAGCGUCAUCCGCCUGUACCUGGAGCAGCAAGUGCAGUUCUACGAAACGAUUGCAGAAAAGCUGAGGCAGGCCCUCGGCCGCUUCCCGGUUAUGUAGAACAGAACGGAACAUGAAGAAAACUCCGAAGUGCUUCUUUCUGACUCGGGGCAAUGCGAUUUAAUUUCUCCCCCCUAUCCAAAAGAGAAAGAAAGAAAGAGAACCAAAAAGAAAUAUGAGUUGCGAAAAACUGUGUUUAAAUGCAUCAGUUAUAUAGUCUUUCUACAUCCAUUAUUUAAACCAAUGGAAAUUGUCUCUAUUUUGGGAAAGUACUUAAAAUUAUCAGAAUUUUGAGUGGAAAAUUAGAGGUUCCUCCCACUGAUGUUUUAUAUUAAAUUGUAAUUUAUAAGUCACCCACAAUUUUCCAGUUCUUGCCCAGUGUCAGAUAAUUACUAAUUGCUUUCUUAAAAAUAUGAACUAUGCCAGAAUAAAAAAUAUAUGUUUGUAUAUUUUUAUAAUUCCUUUCAAGCCUUUGAGAUUCCUGUCUGUUUAGGAAAAUCUACCUGCCUUUCACUGACAUAUUUAUGACUCAAGUGCUUACGUUUUCAGGAGAGGAAGCAAAGAGGCACCCUCAUGUGCCUGUCAUUGGGCCUCACAGGCCUCACAUGUCCGAGGACGCCGCUUGGCAAAAGCUGAUGAUCAGGUUCCCCUGCUCCCUCCCUCCACCCCCACCCCACCCCGAAGUCUUCCACGAGGAGCGCUCUCUGUCCUCGCACGUCUUUCCUAAGCAUGGCACGCUGUGUGCUAAAAAGAAUAAAGUUGGGGACAUUUGUUUCAAAUGCUCUGUCUCUGUCUCCGGGGAUGGAGCGUGCUGACAUCAGUGCUCAGGAGAGAGCGCCCUGGGGACAGACAGGCCCCUCCAGAGCUCGCCACCCGUUUUCAGUUCUGAUUGUAGACGAGUGGGCCACUCGGUAUUAUCCGAAAAGACGAAACACGGUUUCAUGAACCUCUCCCACCCCACCUGGUGGAAGAGCCUAGGGACCCACCAGGGUGGCAGCCUGAAUGACAUGCGGUAAGCCCCAGAGCCGUCGUGUUUAACUACAGCAGGAUGGUCUUCCUGACUGGAACCUAAACUUCAGACAGACCUUUCCUGGUCACUAGCUGUUGGAACUUUCCUGAUCACUAGUACUUCAGUUCAUGGCGUAAAGCAGAGCGGAAUCUGCAGAGCCGCAGCUUUAAGUCUGAACACUCGCAGACACACUGUCCUCCCGCGGACGAGUGUUUCCGCCUUCCUCAGUGGCCUUACUGCGUCAUCUUCACUGCUUUUGUUUUUUGGACCUGAUAAUUAUAUUAUAGAAAACGGGAAGUUUGGGCCAGCACAAAUGAAGUGAAGCCAAAAAAUAAGUAGAAGAGGAAAUCAGAUGAGCACGAAUAUGAGAACGUCUCGUUCUUUAAUAUCACGGGUUCUUGUUAAUGUUUUUUAAGUAAUUUUCCCUACUCGAUUUUUCUUUUAUAAAAUCUCAUAGAACAGUGUUUAUGAUACAGCCAUUUAAUAUAUGUACAAAUUGUAAAGAAUAUGUAUAAAUAUUUUACACAAAUGUAAGCAUGUAGAAGCCAACAUAUAAUUGUUUUAAAAAACUGUACAGUAAAUUCUCAAAGCACUUUUUCAAAACACA